Drosophila novamexicana is the source of this 1881-nucleotide messenger RNA. RefSeq names its product putative ammonium transporter 2. Lineage: Eukaryota; Metazoa; Arthropoda; Insecta; Diptera; Drosophilidae. Gene Ontology annotation, molecular function: ammonium channel activity. The coding region runs from base 38 to 1804 and encodes 588 amino acids. Gene Ontology annotation, biological process: ammonium transmembrane transport; ammonium homeostasis. Gene Ontology annotation, cellular component: membrane. The transcript has 3 exons. The record is from RefSeq and is a predicted model, not a curated record.
ACCGGACGUGGACCGGAACUUAACAUUAAACAAAAAAAUGGCUUCGAAAUUGGAGAACGCUACAGCCGCACAGGUGACUGCAUUGAAGGGUGUGAUCCGGAACAGCAGCUAUGUGAUACCAGGACUAUAUGAUCUGUCCGUUGAGGACACCAAUUGGGUGCUGACCUCAUCCUUUAUCAUCUUUACAAUGCAAACGGGCUUCGGCAUGUUGGAAUCGGGCUGCGUUUCGAUCAAGAACGAGGUGAACAUCAUGAUGAAGAAUGUAAUUGAUAUUGUGCUUGGCGGCUUCACAUAUUGGCUUUUUGGCUACGGCAUGAGCUUCGGGCGCGGACCAUUCUCCAAUCCAUUCAUAGCUAUAGGUGAUUUUCUGCUCGAUCCGCCCGUUGGCGACGAGCUGAUGGGACAAAUAUUUGCCGCCUUCCUGUUUCAAUUGUCAUUUGCGACGACGUCCACAACGAUUGUAAGCGGCGCCAUGGCCGAACGCUGCAACUUCAAAGCGUACUGCUUGUUCUCGUUCCUGAAUACGGCUGUCUAUUGCAUACCCGCUGGCUGGGUGUGGGGCGAACAUGGAUUCCUUAACAAUCUGGGCGCCGUGGAUAUUGCCGGCAGCGGUCCGGUGCAUUUAAUAGGCGGUGCCGCAUCCUUUGCUUCGGCUGCCAUGUUGGGGCCGCGUUUGGGACGCUAUGCCGAGGGUAUUGACCCGCUGCCGCUGGGCAAUCCGGUUAAUGCGUGCAUGGGUCUCUUUGUGCUCUGGUGGGGCUGGCUGGCGUUCAAUUCAGGCAGCACCUACGGCGUCAGCGGUGCCAAGUGGCAGUAUGCAGCGCGUGCAGCUGUAAUGACCAUGAUGGGCUCAUUUGGCGGCGGAUUUGUUAGUUCACUUUACUCGUUCUGGCGACACGAUGGCCGCAUGGACAUCAUGGAUCUCAUUAAUGGCAUUUUGGGCUCGCUGGUCUCCAUAACUGCUGGUUGCUUUCUUUAUCGCGCCUGGGAAGCGCUGAUCAUUGGUGCAUUGGGCUCGCUGCUGUGCGUUGUGACCAUGCCGCUUUUCGAUCGAAUGGGUGUGGAUGAUCCGGUGGGCGCCAGUUCUGUGCACGGUGUCUGCGGCAUUUGGGGUGUCCUUGCCGUUGGCCUAUUCGCUGACAAUCCUAUACCUCUGGACACGACUAAGGGACGCAGUGGUCUGUUCAAGGGCGGUGGUUGGUAUUUGCUGGGAAUACAAACGCUGUCCGCCUUUUGCUUGGCCUGCUGGGGCAUUUGUUCGACGUUAAUGUUGCUCUAUGUGAUUAAUAAAAUAAUACCCAUACGUAUGGAUCCGCACGAGGAGCUGCUGGGCGCCGAUCUCACCGAACAUCGCAUACGUCACUCACAAAUUGGACUGUCGCGCGCCAUUUCUGCGCUGGCCCCCAUCAAGAUCGAUCUGCAAGAGAUUAUCGGCAUUCAGCCCAUUGGAAUCAAUCCGGGUCAUGAGCGCAGCAUCGAGCAGCUUCGCGCUGCGGACGACAAACUGCAGCAAUGGCAAUCCUACCUGGAGCAAGUGAGUGGCAAGGGUAACAAGUUGGGCACAACCCAGAAAACACUUGAGGAACAGCAACUGGAAACAGACAUAACGCUUAAUCUAAAAUCUGGCGACAUUGAGCAAGAGAAGCCGAGUAGCGUCUUUGGGCGCAAGGCGAGAUCGGUGCAUGUUAUAAAGGACAAAUGGAGCCAGGACAAGGGCUCCUACAAGCCCAACAACAGUGAGUUGCCGGUUAUUAGCCCAGUGGCCAGACUGGAUAAGGAUGGCAACUUUGCCUGGUUGGACUAAAACUAAAACUGCAGAAUAGUCAAGUCUUAAAUAUAAGUCUCUUGCAAACCCAUUGGGUUUAUAACAUAAUUCCUAUU